AUAUUUGUCCGGGUUGUCAGCGAAAAAUACCUACAAUUCCCGCUUUAUUUUUCGUUGUAGAUGUUGUACGAGACAUUUUUUUACAAAACAAAAGCUAAAAGCUCUCAUAACAUGUAGAAGUGUGUUGUUUUUAGUGUUGGAUCCCUUCGUGUUGUGAAAAUUGUGACGAGAGUCAGGAUGCCGCCGAAAACUAGACUUCGUAAAGAUCUAAAGGAAAACAACAUAAAGACUAACCAUAAAACGAAGUCGAAAACAGAUAAUACAGCUAAAGUUAAGAGAAAACCUUUGGCAGACAAAACUAACUCUGCUUCAGACGAAAAUGUAUCAUUGGAUGUUUCAAAGAAUACCAAAAUGCCAACGAAGCAAACAACAAAGACUCUGAGUGAAAAUCAAACAAGACCUCGACGUGAUAGGAAAUUGCCAACACGAUUUAUUGAAACUGGAAACAAACAACACAGUAAUCAGAGUUUGGAGAAAACAAAUGAAGCUAUCUCUCCAACAAAGGCAGAUAAAAGUAAUGUUACCCGUAAGUCCAAUAAUAACCUUAAAAAAUCUCCUUUUAAAUCUCCACAAGAGGUUGGAGACACAAGUAUAUUGGACAAAAGACCUAAGAGGGUCCAUCGGCUGCCAUCUCGUUUUGAAGACCACUCUGUUAGUCCUAGUAAAUUUAUACCUGUAACACCAUGUUUUGCUAGCACACCCAUAGCCCAGAAGCAAAGUGAACAAGUCACAAAGGUUGAUGCAAAGUCUGCAAGUAGUGCACAAAAUGGGACAGUUGAUAAGAAGGAAAGUCCUAUUUCCAGAAGACCUAAAAGCAGAACUGUGACUAAAACAGCAUUGGAUUCUGAUGGCAACAACAAUGCCAAACAAGAAAAACUGUUUAGGACAAGACAAGUUAAUAACAAGAAGUCAAGCCCUGUAAAAACUCCACAAAAACAAGUGAAGAGAUUAAUUAAUACAAAACAAGAAAUUAACAAGAAGAAAAGCCCCUUGAAAUCUCCACUAAAGCAAGAAAAGAGACUAAUAAAUAAAAGUUAUUCCUUCAGGAUUCUAGAAGAAAAAGUGCAGUCUCCAAAGAAAGCUCAAGACAAAUUAGCUGUCUAUGAAUUCACUUUCGACCCUGCCGAGGAACCCCCUCCACAGAAGAAGAAAAAGAAGAGGGUUGUUAGGAAAAGGGCUCCUCCGAAACCUAAAGUUACAGUUGUUAAAAAUAAUUAUGAAGCUAAUAUAUCAAAAACUUUACAAGGUUUGAAGCAGGCUGUUAGUAAAACACCAGUUGUAACUCAACAAAUUGAGAGUACUUCCACAAGCCAUGCUGUGGAUCAAGUACCUCCACCUAGCACUUACACAGAGACUGAACUUGUUAAUGACAAUAUGGCUACUGACGUUCAUGAUCAAAUCAACUAUUCCCCUGUGGCAUCACCAGCCUCCACUCGACCACAAGUGAAGAUAUCUGCUAUCAAUGAAACUAGGGACCUGUUGUACAAUAGAGCCCGAAGCACUAUGCAUCCAGAAAAUGUACCGAAAGACCCAUUAAACUUGUUAGAGGAACUAAGUUUCUGUGACGAACCUAUAGCAAGUAGCAGCAUGAAUACAUCUGUAAGACACCCUCUGGCUAGCCCAUGGAGAGCAGAAUUUAACAAUUUACCUCUGAAGUGGAGGGACAACACCUACACAAAGCCUAACAUGACACCAGCUGUAGAAUGCUCAAUUAUUAACUCAUUUAACUCACAAAAGAAACAUGUCUACACAAACAUAGUACCUGAAACUGCUGAGGAGCUACCAGAUAUUGUCACAAAUGAUAACACUACUAACUGGAAACAAACUAGUAUUUUGUCUUUUAUAAAAGAAGUUGUUGAAAAGAGUGAACAAAAAAAACUAAAAGCUCAGAACAAGGCCACACACAAAAAGACUGCCACACCAAACAAAACUGGAUCCUCAUCAAAUGAUAACAUCUCUAAUGAAAACAAUCUGUUUUGCGAUAAUGUAAACACUUCUGAAAAUGUAAAUGAAGAAGAUCAGGAAGUGACGAAAAAGACACCAAGUAAACGCAAGAUUGAAACCCCAGUAUCUGAAAUACCAGCCAAGAGUCCAAGAGUUGAGUUAAACAACACUGAAAAUUUCUUUGGCUUUGAUGAAAUAGAAGAUCAAGAAAAUAUAUCGCCUCAGAAAAGCAAAAAUGAAAAAGUUCGCUCACUUAGGAGCAGGUCUCGAGCUGUACUAAAAGAAAUAAAUACUGUUACUGGUCCGUCAAGGGCUAAAAUUCCUCUUGCAGCAAAAUCUAAACUUGCUCCAAAUUCUGAUGUAAUGAAUAAGCUGUUUGACAAUACGAUGUCAGCUACUGACGCACCAGAAUUGGCAGAAGAAGCAGCUGCUGAGAAUGAGAAUGUAAAGGAAGUGUCUUCAGUCACCGAUCCAUCAUGGAGAGAGAGCAUGGAGCAGAAUCCUGAAGAAAACUCAGUCCACUUGUUUGAAGACAUUGAUGUUGUUCAUCAUUUAAAGCCCACUAGAAAGAGCUAUGGAAACUGCAAGAAGGUGACAUUUAUGCAAAAAACUGUGAAUGCUGACACACAUCUGGACAACUCCAGUGAAGACAAUGAGAAUGAAGAUGAGGAUUCAAAUGAUUUGCCCUUUGAGAUGCCAACAGUGAAGACAAAGAAGGCUGCACCUAAGAAGAAGAAAGGGCCGAAAUUAACAAAACAAGAGGAGGAUGAAGUGGAAGCAUGGGCAGCGGCCUUCAACUCCAUGUGUGAAGAUGUGGAUCAGUUUCCACUGCUCCUGGAGUAGAUAAGUAAUAUUAGUUAACCUUAAUCAUGUAUUGGUUUCUUUAAUUUAGCGAAGUGAGGAUUUUCUUUUAUUUUAAUUGCGUAGCUUAUUUAUAUGAUUACGUUGUUUAAAAAUUGGUAGGUAUACAAACAGCUUCUGUGUCUAGUUUUCAACUCAGUUUUCUCUGAAAGGAAAACUCCUUGUAUGGCUAUUCCUUCAGUACCUAUCCGAAUUAUGAAAAAUAAACAUAAAAUACCUACCAAUAUUACGUAGUUGCAGGCAAAAAGUAAAUUGCGAAUUAUUACUACCCAUAUUGAUAGGAUAGGCUAUUCUCAUUUAAUUUAGCACCUACCUACAAAUAGUUUUGAUACUUUAAAUCAAUCAACUUUCCAUGACACACAGCAAAAUAAUGCUGUUCCAUCCUUACAUUAUUCAAUGGUAUAUUUUACUAUUAUUUACGUAUGUAUUUUUCUAAUUAUGAUACCUAAUUAUUAUUAUUGAUUUUGGGGCACAAUUUAAUUUAGUUGCUAAGUAUGUGUGUGUGAGGACCACUUUUGUUUUUAACUUAAUUAUAUUUUUAUACGGUUUUAGCUCUCUAACUUUCAACACAUUUUCGAUAGAUUAAUCAGUAGUUUGGUAUCUUAAAAUGAAAUAACCAAAAGUUAACAACUUAAAAACAUCAACGAAUGUCUAUUGUAUAGACUCAAUUUUAUCACUAUUGUUUUGCCAUAUUCGAAGUACAAUUUUACAUUAUUUACCUAAAGUAAUUUUAAGAAUGAAGUGUUAGCAUAGUAACAAUCUUGAAAAUAUUAUGCCAUUAGUGUUGUGUCAUCUAAAAAUUAAAAAUUUUAACUUAUAGCUGAGGACCACUGUUUUUAUUGCCAUUAUAGCCGUUUAGAAUGUGUAAGUGACCUAAAUAACAGAACCAUAGGUUACUCUGAUUUUUUAGUUUUUGGCAUGUAUCCAUUUUACAGUAGAUCUGAUAAAAAUGUCUAAACAAUAAUUCUAUUGAACUCCGUAACUUCUUAUUCUUCAUGUGUAAUUUUAGUUUGCUAUGACUGCUUAGCACCAAGUGAAAUUUAUUUUAAAGAUUUUAUCAUGGAAAUUAUAAAUAAGAAUAAUUUAUAUUUUAAUAAAAAAUCAAAAUCUUA
Messenger RNA from Plutella xylostella (diamondback moth), 3917 nucleotides. RefSeq names its product dalmatian (gene dmt). NCBI's taxonomy places the organism in Eukaryota, Metazoa, Arthropoda, Insecta, Lepidoptera, Plutellidae. The record is from RefSeq and is a predicted model, not a curated record.